GCUCCCGCCCUUCCCCCGCCGGCGCCCGGUGCUGCGCGGUGGGCUGGCGCUGGGGUAUUUACGGUAAAGUGGACCCAGCGGUGGCAGCUCGGUGUCAGGUGAUCGGCGUUGAGGAGCCGUUGCCGCCGCCCGGGGAGGAAAAUGCAAGAUGGCCCAGCGGGGCCGUGAGGGGCUCCGAGGCGCCCCUUCCCCGCCCGCCGCCGCCGCCUCCCCGGCGCGUAGGGCCGGCGGGAAGCGCUGAGGCCAACCCCGCCGCGCCACAGCCCGUCCCCGGCGGGGGCACCGAGCCAUGGGGCUCUGCUACAGCCUGCGCCCGCGGCUCUUCGGCGACGCCGGCGGUGGCUCCAUCUCCAGCACCGGCGCCGCCUCGGAGCCCGAAGCGCCGGCGGAGCCUCACGCCGCCCCGCAGCCGCAGCCCCUCGGCGCCCCGCUCCGGCCCGGCGGUAAGCCCGGCGGGGAGGCGGACGGGCCGCCGCUGCUGCUGCAGAACGGCGGCGGUAACGGGGCGGCCCCCGAGCGGCCGCCGCUGCCCAAGGCCGGCGGCCCCGGCGGCGGGGGGAAGGCGGCGCGGCAGCAGGCGCUGCACCAGCCGCCGGCGCUGCAGAGAACCUGGGAGAAGCUGCGCCUGGAGGAGCGGGAGGCGGAGAAGGAGGCGAGGAAAGUCAGCAAGAGCAUCGACCGGGCGCUCAAGGAGCAGAAGCGGGAGUACAAGCAGACGCACCGCCUGCUGCUGCUGGGGGCUGGUGAGUCAGGAAAAAGCACUAUUGUGAAACAAAUGCGAAUCCUACAUGUCAAUGGAUUUAAUUCAGAAGAAAAGAAACAGAAAAUACUGGAUAUUCGGAAAAAUGUUAAAGAUGCGAUUGUGACUAUAGUUUCAGCUAUGAGCACUUUAAUACCCCCGGUUCCAUUGGCCAACCCAGAAAACCAAUUUCGAAUGGACUACAUCAAGAGUAUAGCUCCUCUUUCUGACUUUGACUAUACAAAGGAAUUCUUUGAGCAUGCGAAAAAGCUCUGGGAUGAUGAAGGCGUAAAGGCAUGCUUUGAGAGGUCAAACGAAUAUCAACUGAUUGACUGUGCACAGUACUUUUUAGAAAGAAUUGACAGUGUCAGCAUGGAUGACUACACACCUACAGAUCAGGACCUGUUAAGAUGCAGAGUGUUGACAUCAGGGAUUUUUGAAACAAGAUUUCAAGUAGAUAAAGUAAAUUUCCACAUGUUUGAUGUAGGUGGCCAGAGAGAUGAGAGAAGAAAAUGGAUCCAAUGCUUUAAUGAUGUCACAGCUAUCAUCUUCGUUGUGGCCUGCAGCAGCUACAACAUGGUAAUAAGGGAAGACAAUAACACAAACAGACUACGAGAAUCCCUGGACCUUUUCAAAAGUAUCUGGAAUAAUAGGUGGUUACGGACCAUUUCUAUCAUUUUGUUCUUGAAUAAACAGGACAUGCUGGCUGAAAAAGUCUUGGCAGGGAAAUCAAAAAUCGAAGAUUACUUUCCUGAAUACGCGCAUUAUACUGUACCUGAGGAUGCAACACCAGAUGCAGGAGAAGACCCCAAAGUCACAAGAGCCAAGUUCUUCAUCCGGGAUGAGUUUUUAAGGAUAAGUACGGCGAGCGGAGACGGCCGGCAUUACUGCUACCCCCACUUUACAUGUGCAGUGGACACAGAAAAUAUCCGCAGGGUGUUCAACGACUGUCGAGACAUCAUUCAAAGGAUGCAUCUCCGCCAGUACGAACUCUUGUGAGGGGGCUCACCGUGGAACCUGUGGUUUUAAAUUCUUUGCUCCUUACUCUUUCUCUUGAUACUACCCCACACAGGGUGGAGGAAUAUACUAUAGAAUUGUCAGUCUCUUCACUUUGUUUACUUUAAUUAUUUAACCUUAAAGCUGAUUUGAAGCAAGUUUGGGUUGGUUUUCCUUCAUGCUUUUUAGGACUAUUUUUGUGCUUUAUUUUGACAUGCCACUUCUUCGUCAUUCCACUAAGCCCUUCGGCUACCUCUGUUCCCGUAGGUUUUGUGUUUUCAACUGAAUGUGACCUGCUAAAUUUUUUCCAGCAGGUUAACGUCAGUGCAAACUGGUAUGUCAGCUGGAUGACACUAAAGUCAUAGCUUAUCCCUCUGUGUGGGUUUCCUUUUUAACAUGACAUUGAAGAGUACUUGAUGGGUGAAAAAAAAAGAUUAAUGCACUUUGUAUCAGGUUAUUAAAUACUGUUGAGGAAGUAGACACACAAUGUAGCAGCACCACAAUAUUUAUUACUCUGUCACAGUUUUUAGCAUUUCUGAGUUGCAGGUCAACUGAUAAAGUGACCUCCUCUUUUAAGCCGUUACUGGCGCAGGAAGUAGAGUAGAUAAUGAGAGGAAAAGUGAAGACAAAGCAAUUUUUCUGGGGUUUUGGAGCUAAGUGUCUCUGCACACCUCAGGCAUUUGAAUUACAGCUACUUUUCAGCCUGUUGCAUCUAGGCAGAAAAUUUACCACCCUCACUUACGUUAUUUGUGCUGUCCACAAAUGAUCCUUUUAGUUCAGAUCAUUCUUGGACAACAGUCCUCUCCCUAUAUAUAUUUUUUUGUUUUACUGCUGGUUUAUUAUAUUGUACAGACUGUAAAAUGUAAUAUUAUUUUGUACAACUUUAUUGAAGAAAAAUACUUGUAGAAGAUCUUUGUGCCUUGAUUAUGGCUGUACCUGUAAAAUGAGCUAAGAUGUAAGUAUGUUUUUGAUUGCGCUGUACAGCUUGAUGUCAACCUUACCUGCAGCAGUGACUGGAGGUAAGAACUUUAUCUGUAGAGUUUAGGGGUUUUUUUCUGGUUUAUAUAAAAAUGCUCUUUAGUAUAAAAAUUAUAAAUUAUGCAAAUUAACCACUUACCUUUCCAAGUAAGGUGUUACAGUCACCGGAUGUUGCAGCAAACAUGCCUUUCUCUUUUGAAGUCUCAGCUUUAAAACAUUGGAAUUCAUUCAAGUGUCCAAAUUGCAACCUGGUGUUGUUUUAAUGGGAACCAAGGAUUUCAGUUUCUUCUUUUUUCCUUUCGAUUUAGAAAAUAUGUUUGGUAAUUCUUCGGUCAUUCAUAGAACUUCACAAUUGCACAGACCAAUUGUGAAUGUGUAAAGCACCAUUAUAUAGAGCUCUUCAAUCUUUGUACCAACAGCGGCUUUCAUUGUGCAAGUAAAUAGCGAGAAAGAAGAAAAAAAACACUAAAAAAAAGGUGUAUAAACCCUUGUGUCUGGCCUAAGAGAAUUACAAGAUGACAUUUUUAUUUCUCUUUUAAUAAAGAGACACAUUAGAAAAUG
Strigops habroptila (Kakapo) is the source of this 3274-nucleotide messenger RNA. RefSeq names its product G protein subunit alpha L (gene GNAL). Lineage: Eukaryota; Metazoa; Chordata; Aves; Psittaciformes; Psittacidae. The coding region runs from base 290 to 1738 and encodes 482 amino acids. Gene Ontology annotation, cellular component: heterotrimeric G-protein complex. The record is from RefSeq and is a predicted model, not a curated record. The transcript is spliced from 12 exons. Gene Ontology annotation, molecular function: G-protein beta/gamma-subunit complex binding; GTP binding; GTPase activity. Gene Ontology annotation, biological process: adenylate cyclase-modulating G protein-coupled receptor signaling pathway.